Messenger RNA from Anoplophora glabripennis (Asian longhorned beetle), 1117 nucleotides. It is a transcript of the gene mRpS35, whose product is annotated as 28S ribosomal protein S35, mitochondrial. Gene Ontology annotation, cellular component: mitochondrial small ribosomal subunit. The record is from RefSeq and is a predicted model, not a curated record. Bases 39 to 1010 code for a protein of 323 amino acids. Lineage: Eukaryota; Metazoa; Arthropoda; Insecta; Coleoptera; Cerambycidae. Gene Ontology annotation, molecular function: structural constituent of ribosome. The transcript is spliced from 5 exons. Gene Ontology annotation, biological process: mitochondrial translation.
UCAAAAUGUUUGCCUUGCCUUGAACUUAACCUAAAAAAAUGAUGAGUAUUUCGAGAAAUUUAGACAAAAUUUUUUUGAGAAAUGUAGAAAAGCAGAUAGUAGCUUGCUAUUCCAAUGCAGCAGAACCAAAAAAUGAUAUAAAAGAUGAAUUUCGAGUACUAAAUCUGAAACAUGUUAGGGGGCAAGUUCAACAAAGAAAGCCGCCUAGAAAAAUAGAAGUUUUGCCCCCUAGAGCGAAUAAAAUGGCUGUUGAUCAAGACUGGGGGAGCGUGUGGCCAGGUCCCAGAUCAUUCCAUCCGGCAACUGUCCCUUUACCAAUACGACAAGGUUACGCGGAGAAAGGGGCGUCUCCAGAUAAAUAUGCAAAUGCAGAAUUAAUGAAAAUACCCAAUUUCCUUCACCUUACUCCUCCUGUAAUAAAAAGACAGUGUGAAGCUUUGAAGAAGUUCUGCACACCUUGGCCAAAAGCUCUAAACACGGACGGAAAAUGUGCAAAGCAUUUUCCAAUUGAAGUAAUUUCCAGCGAUUACUGUCAUUCGUCCCCGUCGAUAAGAGAUCCACUGGCUAGAAUAGUUAACGUACAAUUCAAAUUAUCUGCUUUGCAGCUUACUCAGAGAGCACGGGACAAGUUUUUAAGGUUAGUCGGUGAAAAGUAUGAUGAGGAAAGUGACACAGUAACGAUAAUAACAAACCGAUGCCCUCUGAAGAAGCAAAAUUAUGACUACGCCAUGUACUUGAUCACUGCACUUUAUCAUGAGUCAUGGAAAGUUGAACCGUGGGAAGAGUUGAAAUCCGAGGCAGACAUGGAAUAUUACGACUGGAACAAAAAUGCGUCUAAAGCAAGCAUUGAGGCCAUUUUCGGAAGAUUAUCGGAGGAGAUUCCGAACGUUUCGGAAUAUUCUGAUGCUGUUACGUUCCUUAUGAACGAAGGUGAGAGCGAAUAUAGCGUCACAAAAUAUGGAGAAGUGGUAAGAAAAAUUCUAAAUUUGCCUUCAUCGAUUAGUACGUAGGAAUAAAAAGUUUUAACCAGUUUCCAAAUAAUGAUUUGUUCUCAGUUAUGAAUAGGAAUUAAAAAAAUAUGUUGUUUUUCUUUAAAUAAAUUAAAUUUUAACUUGUA